Monoraphidium neglectum is the source of this 639-nucleotide messenger RNA. RefSeq lists its product as hypothetical. The transcript has a single exon. The record is from RefSeq and is a predicted model, not a curated record. NCBI's taxonomy places the organism in Eukaryota, Viridiplantae, Chlorophyta, Chlorophyceae, Sphaeropleales, Selenastraceae. The coding region runs from base 1 to 639 and encodes 212 amino acids.
AUGCCGAUCCACGAGCUUCUGGCCGGAAUAAGGAGCGUCUGCUGCCAGGGCCCCGCGCUGUUCCAAGGGCCCACGCCAGCAGCCGCCCCUUCGCAAGGGGCCCCGGAGGCGCCCAGCGCUGCGGCCGCGGCGCCGCAGGCGCCCGCCGGCGCGGGGCAGUUGGAUCAAGAGGAGGCGGCGGCGGCCGCGGCGCUCGCGGGCGCUGCGCCGCCGGGCGCGCCGCCGCUGUUCCGCGCCUUGGGCCACCUGCUGCCGCCUCAAUUUGCCGCGGCGUGCCCCCCAGACGCUGCGCAGCAGGCGCUGCUGCUGCAGCAGCAACAGCAGCAGCAGCAACAGCAGCAGGCCCUGCUGCAGCAGCUGGCGGCUGCGCAGCACCAGCACCAGCAGCAUGCGGCGGCGGUUGCGGCUGCUGCGGCGGGGCUGGAGCAGCACCAAGCUGCGUGCCUGCUGAACCAACACAUGCAGCUGCAGCAUCACCACCAGCAGCAGCAACAGCAGCAGCACCAGCAGCAACAGCUGGUGUCGGCCCUGCACCAGCAGCAGCUGCUGCAGGCGCUGAACGCGUCGGCGGCCGCGGCCCACGCGCAGGCGCAGCCAUUCAUGGCCGCGCCCCAGCAGGCGCCGGCUGUCCUCUCCUAG